AUGGUUGAGCUUAGACAGAAAUAUUCAGUAGGCAUCACCAAAGGAAAAGCUUGGAGAGCAAAAGCAAUGGCUGAGGAAAUAAUUGAAGGUGAUAAUAUGUUGUGGAGUUAUGCAGCUGAGUUGAGAAAACAUUGUGCUGGUAAUACUGUCAAGAUAAACACUGAGAGACCACAUCCAACACUACCACCAAGAUUUGGGAGGUUUUAUUUAUGUUUGGAUGGCUGCAAGAAAGGGUUUACCCAUGGUUGUAGACCAUUUAUAGGUGUAGAUGGGUGUCAUCUUAAGACACAAUAUGGAGGUCAGUUGUUAAUUGCUGUAGCAAGGGACCCAAAUGACCAAUAUUAUCCUUUGGCAUUUGGUGUGGUGGAGACUGAGACAAAGGAAGGCUGGAGAUGGUUUAUGCAAUUGCUAAUGGAAGACAUUGGAUCUGAGAGAAAGUAUGUUUUUAUAUCAGAUCAACAAAAGGGGCUUGUUAGUGUUUUUGAGGAGAUGUUUGAACAAAUAGAACAUAGGGUAUGCCUCAGACAUUUGUAUGCAAAUUUCAAGAAUAAAUUUGGUGGUGGAGCUGCCAUUAAGGACCUUUUAAUGGGGGUUGCCAAGGCGACAUACUUCCAGGCAUGGGAGAAGAAGAUGAAUGAGCUUAAGCAACUUGAUAAGAAGGAAUGGGAUUGGUUGAUGGGAGUGCCAAAAAAACUGUGGUGUAAGCAUUCUUUUUCAUUUUACCUUAAGUGUGAUGUUUUGAUGAAUAACUUGAGUGAAUAUUUCAAUAGUACCAUAUUACAAGCUAGGGAUAAACCAAUACUCACUAUGGUAGAAUGGAUUAGGAACUAUAUCAUGAAUAGGAUUGCUAAUAGUAUUGUGAAGCUUGAUAAGUGGAAGCAUAAUGUCAUGCCUAAUCCUAGGAAAAAGCUUGAUAAGGAAACUCAUUUUAGUGGAGAAUGGCUGCCUACAUGGAGUAGUGGUGAUUUGUGGAAAGUUCAUCACCCAUAUAAUGGGUUGCAGUUUUUUGUUGACAUUGGGAAGAAAACUUGCACUUGUUGCUUUUGGGGUCUUGUAGGCAUACCUUGUAGACAUGCUGUUUCUGCAUUGCAAUAUCAAAAUUUAGAUCCUGAGAAGUAUGUUGACCCUUGUUACAUGAGAGAUGCUUACAAAGCAUGUUAUGAAAACAAUGUUAGUCCAAUAAAUGGCAUGGACAUGUGGCCCACUGUGGAUGUUGAAAAUUUGUUGCCACCACAAUACAAGAAGGGACUUGGAAGGCCUAAGAAACUGAGGUUUAGAGAGUUGGAUGAGAGUGGAUCAAGGAUGAGAAGGGUAGGUGUAUCAUAUAGAUGCACAAAGUGUGACAAAUUGGGCCACAAUUCUAAGAAGUGUCAAGCUACUGAGCAACAUCCUAAUGCACUCAAGAGAAAGAGAAAGACACCCAGUACCAAAGUAUCAACAAAACCUGUAGCUGCUGAACCUUCUACUGAACAGGCUCAAGCUGGUGGAAAUAUGGAAGCUCAAACUGAGGCAGCUCCAACUUCUACUGCACAAGAGCCAUCUGUGAUUGAAGACCCAGAGUUAGAUGCAUUGCUUAAUGAUAUGAUGGCUCUCUAUAAAGAACAAGAAUCACAAGUUGAUAAUCUCACACAACCUGCUGUUAUGUAA
This is a messenger RNA of Vicia villosa (hairy vetch), 1647 nucleotides long. RefSeq lists its product as uncharacterized. NCBI's taxonomy places the organism in Eukaryota, Viridiplantae, Streptophyta, Magnoliopsida, Fabales, Fabaceae. The record is from RefSeq and is a predicted model, not a curated record. The transcript is spliced from 3 exons. The coding region runs from base 1 to 1647 and encodes 548 amino acids. Gene Ontology annotation, molecular function: zinc ion binding.